CUGUUUGUUAUAAAAGUGUAUGGUACUUCAAUAUGUGUAGACGCAUCCCUAGUUAUUCACAAGAUUUACCAUGAUAAGCAUAUCUACAAUAGUAUUAUGGUGCUUUAUCAAGGCCACAGUGAGGCAGGUGAAAACGUCAGCUCUUAUCUCAGGUGA
Bipolaris victoriae FI3 is the source of this 156-nucleotide messenger RNA. RefSeq lists its product as hypothetical. The record is from RefSeq and is a predicted model, not a curated record. The annotation marks the transcript as partial. The transcript has a single exon. NCBI's taxonomy places the organism in Eukaryota, Fungi, Ascomycota, Dothideomycetes, Pleosporales, Pleosporaceae.